Rhizoctonia solani is the source of this 564-nucleotide messenger RNA. RefSeq lists its product as uncharacterized. Lineage: Eukaryota; Fungi; Basidiomycota; Agaricomycetes; Cantharellales; Ceratobasidiaceae. The coding region runs from base 1 to 564 and encodes 187 amino acids. The record is from RefSeq and is a predicted model, not a curated record. The transcript has 5 exons.
AUGUUCAACCUCAAGGCUAUUUUUUCUCUGGUUGCCCUUUGGGUUUCUCUGGUCACUGCUCAACAGCUUACCAUCACUGAGCCUUCCUCUGAUCGCUGGUGGAUCGCCCAGAGUAUUAAUACCCUCAGGUGGAAUUGCGAGCAGACUACAUAUACCAACUGGACCGUGCUCAUCACUAACCCCGACGUCACCGUUCUCAGUGGCCCUUUGGCCCUUAUUGCGAUCCAAUGGAACUACGAUUGCUCCAAGACCAUCACCCCUGGUGAACAGCUCAAGCCCGCAACUGGUUACGUUAUGCAAUUUGCCAAUCCUUUGAACUCGACAGAUGUCUGGGCUACUUCGCAACCAUUUGAAGUCAAGGCCGUUGGUAGCGCGUACCCUCCUGAGUAUACCUCUACUGGCGUUCCCGGAACCGGUCCCACUGGAACUACCUCCAGCUCCCAUAGCACCGCCGCCCCAACUACCACCUCUACCCCUUCCGCCAACAAUGGUGCCAUCGCCAACACCGCUAUGUCUGCCUUGAUUGGCUUGACUGUCUUAGGUGCCACUGGACUCGUUCUCUAA